This is a messenger RNA of Bombyx mori (domestic silkworm), 1117 nucleotides long. It is a transcript of the gene SDH2b, whose product is annotated as sorbitol dehydrogenase-2b. The transcript has 8 exons. The record is from RefSeq and is marked provisional. Gene Ontology annotation, molecular function: L-iditol 2-dehydrogenase (NAD+) activity; zinc ion binding. NCBI's taxonomy places the organism in Eukaryota, Metazoa, Arthropoda, Insecta, Lepidoptera, Bombycidae. Gene Ontology annotation, biological process: D-sorbitol catabolic process. The coding region runs from base 41 to 1117 and encodes 358 amino acids.
AGUAAAACCAAGAGUGUCAGUGAGAUCUCACGCGUCCGACAUGGCCACAGAUAACAUAACCGCUUUAUUGUACAAAACAAAUGAUUUGCGUUUGGUACAAACACCGAUCCCUGAAAUAUCUGAUAACGAGGUCCUGCUGCGUAUGGACUGCGUGGGUAUCUGCGGGUCAGACAUCCAAUACUGGCAGAAGGGUCAAUGCGGACACUUCGUGCUGCAAAAACCAAUGAUCAUGGGACACGAAGCUUCAGGAGUAGUGGCUAAGAUCGGUUCAAAAGUCAAGAAUCUGACAGUUGGUGAUCGAGUGGCCAUAGAGCCCGGCGUGCCGUGUCGGUACUGCGAGUUCUGUAAGACAGGACGGUACCACCUAUGCCCCGACAUGAUCUUCUGCGCCACGCCCCCAGUACACGGAAACCUCGUCAGAUAUUACAAGCACGCAGCCGAUUUUUGCUUCAAGCUUCCUGAUCACGUGACCAUGGAAGAAGGAGCGCUACUGGAGCCCCUCGCGGUGGGCAUUCACGCGUGCAAGAGGGGCGGAGUCUCGGCGGGACACGUGGUGCUGGUACUGGGAGCGGGACCCAUCGGCCUCCUUACCAUGCUCACAGCUAAAGCCUUUGGAGCACACAAAGUACUCAUAAUAGAUAUUCUUCAGAGCCGUUUGGAUUUCGCCAAGUCGUUAGGCGCCGACUACACACUUCUCAUAGGCAAGGACUCGAACGAGGCUGAGCUGGUGAGGAAGAUUCAUGCGCUACUGGAGGGACAUCCUGACGUGUCGUUCGACGUGAGUGGGGCCCAGACCACCAUCAGAUUAGCAUUGCUGGCCACGAAGUCUGGCGGCGUGGCGGUGCUGGUCGGCAUGGGAGCGCCCGAGCAGACCGUGCCGCUCGCGGGCGCCCUCUCGCGGGAGGUCGACAUCCGGGGCAUCUUCCGAUACGUUAACGACUACCCCACUGCACUAGCGAUGGUAGCGAGUGGGAAAAUAAACGUGAAGCCGCUGGUCACCCACCACUUCAGCAUCGAGGAGAGCCUGGAGGCGUACGAAGUGGCGCGCCAGGGGGCCGGCAUCAAGGUCAUGAUCCACGUCCAGCCGCGAGACACAAACAACCCACAAAAGUUCUGA